CGGCUCGCGGGUCCCAGGAGUAGACUACCAUUCCCGUGGUGCUCUGCGCCCAGCCAGCCGGCAGUAAUCUGAGCACACAGCCCCCUGGGAAUAGUAGUUUCGACCGCCUGGUUUUGAGUCUGAACCGGGUGGCCAAGAACUCGCCUUCCCGGCAGCCCGUUUGGCAGGGCGGGGCGCCUCACGAAGAUGGUGGCACGGGCGGCGUGUGGCUCCCGUCGCCUGGCCAAGUCUCAGCGGAGCACACCGACCGGCGUCUCGCUGGUCUGGAGUCCCCACCCUCCGGGUCCCUGACCCCAUGCCUCCCGCGCCUGGCUCUCGGCAUGCCACGCGCCCGUAAGGGCAACGCGCCCCGGAAGGGCGGCCAGCGCCGUAGAGGAGGUGCCCGGAGCAGUGCUCAAGCUGACUCAGGUUCCAGUGAGGAUGAGGCAGCCAGUGAAGCCCGCAGCAACACCAGUGAAUGUCCCAGCCUUCUCAGUACCACUGCAGAGGAUAGCCUUGGGGGGGAUGUCGUGGAUGAGCAGGGCCAGCAGGAAGACCUUGAGGAAAAGCUGAAGGAGUAUGUGGACUGCCUCACAGAUAAGAGUGCCAAGACCCGGCAAGGUGCUCUGGAGAGCCUGCGCCUGGCCCUGGCAUCCCGCUUACUUCCUGAUUUCUUGCUGGAGCGACGCCUCACACUGGCCGAUGCCCUAGAAAAGUGCCUCAAGAAAGGGAAAGGUGAGGAACAGGCCCUGGCUGCUGCUGUGUUAGGCCUGCUCUGCGUGCAGCUAGGCCCCGGACUCAAGGGCGAGGAGCUGUUCCACAGCCUGCAGCCCCUGCUGGUCUCUGUGCUGAGUGACAGCACAGCUAGCCCUGCUGCCCGGAUCCAUUGCGCUUCUGCUCUUGGCUUGGGCUGCUAUGUGGCUGGUGCUGACGUCCAGGACCUGAUCUCUUGCCUUGCCUGCUUAGAAAGUGUUUUCAGCCGGUCCUGUGGUGUGGGUGGCUCCACAGUACCUGUGGUCCCUGCCAACCUGCAUGGCCUGCUCUGUGCUGCCCUGCAGGCCUGGGCAUUACUGCUCACCAUCUGCCCCAGCACCCACAUCAGCCACAUCCUCAACAGGCAGAUGCCCCGGCUGCCCCAGCUCUUGUCCAGUGACAGUGUGAACCUGCGGAUCGCUGCUGGUGAAACCAUCGCGCUGCUCUUUGAGCUUGCCCGGGGCCUCGAGGAAGACUUUGUGUACGAGGAUGUGGAGGCUCUCUGCGGUGUCCUGCGCACUCUGGCCACUGAUAGCAACAAGUACCGUGCCAAGGUCGACCGCAGGCGCCAGCGCUCUACUUUCCGUGCUGUGCUGCACUUCGUGGAGGGUGGUGAAUGUGAGGAAGAGACAGUCCGCUUUGGGCUUGAGGUGCUCUACCUGGACAGCUGGGCUCGGCAACGGGUCUACACCGCCUUCAAGGAAGUGCUGGGUUCCGGCAUGCAUCACCACCUCCAGAACAAUGAGCUACUUCGUGACAUCUUUGGCCUGGGCCCUGUGCUGGUGCUGGAUGCCACUGCCCUGAAAGCCUGCAAGAUUUCACGCUUUGAGAAGCACCUGUACAAUGCUGCUGCCUUCAAAGCCCGGACCAAGGCUCGAAGCCGGGUGCGGGACAAGCGGGCAGAUAUCCUGUGAAGCAGGACCAGCCAGAGAGAAGACUGUCCCUUGGCCCAUGUUUUUAACAGACGACAGUGCAACAGCUGGUUUCUACCAGUAAUUGUCACUUUAUUUUUUUAAUGCCAAAACCAAAAACAGAUAUGGGAUGGGUGGCUGAGGGCCAGGACACUUGGGACUCUGGCCCUUUUGUCCCUGCACUCAGCCCUGUGCCUCUUUCUGCUUUGUCUCAGGCCAGGCCAAAUGUAUGCCUGACUCAGGGCUCUGGGACAGGCAGCAGGGGGGGCUGUCCCUUUUCUUUCUCAGGCCUUGCUCCCUUGGGAUGACCCACUUCCUAGACAGAUGCUACCACAGCAGGAGGGGAGGUAAAGCUGCCUGGAAUGAAUUUGUGUGUUUAUUUUUAAAGAUUAUUAGAGAUAAUUAAACAAUGCUCAGCCUUCUGUGGUC
This is a messenger RNA of Carlito syrichta (Philippine tarsier), 2072 nucleotides long. It is a transcript of the gene IFRD2, whose product is annotated as interferon related developmental regulator 2. The transcript is spliced from 12 exons. The record is from RefSeq and is a predicted model, not a curated record. Lineage: Eukaryota; Metazoa; Chordata; Mammalia; Primates; Tarsiidae. Bases 321 to 1646 code for a protein of 441 amino acids.